AUGGCUUUGAAUCCUAAUAAUGAUCCUUUGAUGUGCAAGUGUUUCCCUACGAGCUUGGCUGGACCAGCUCUCAAUUGGUUCAAGAAUCUGGCUCAAGGCUCAAUCGCCAGUUUCCAGGACUUAUGCGAUAAGUUCAUAAGCCAGUAUUACGGGAAUAAGCGUCCGGCUGAGGAUGUAUCGAGCCUUUUCACAAUGAAGCAGCAUGAGGAUGAGCGGCUCCAAGCUUUUCUCACCCGGUUCAACCUCGUUAAAAGCAUGGUAAUGGAGUGUCACCAGUCAACAGCAGUCCAAGCAUUUAAACUCGCAAUGAAACGGGAGACGCCGUUCCACACCAGCUUGGUGGUUAAUACGCCAAGGACAAUGGACGAGCUGAACGAGAAAGCUGACGGUUUUGUUCGCCUUGAGGAGGAAGAAGCAGCUAAUUCAAGGAAGACGUCAAUUAUUUCGAUGGAGGAGAAGUCCAAAGCCAAGAUCCGGCAAAAACAAGCUCAACCGCAACAUCACCCCUCAUGGAAGGCGGAGAAGAGGCCUAGGGAGGAGGAAUCAAUCACUCCACUCAGAGUCACCUUAGCAAGGCUAUACCAGGAGAGCAAAGAUAAGUUUCGUCCUCCUCUGCCAAUCAGGAACCUAAGGAGGCAGGUAGAGAUGUUAAUCGCAAAGGGGGCAUACGUCCUAGAAACUAUGACAGGAAGGGUAGUCAAUAAGCCAUGGAAUACUACGUCUCUGAAAAGGUACUACUAG
This is a messenger RNA of Cornus florida, 741 nucleotides long. RefSeq lists its product as uncharacterized. The coding region runs from base 1 to 741 and encodes 246 amino acids. The transcript has 2 exons. The record is from RefSeq and is a predicted model, not a curated record. NCBI's taxonomy places the organism in Eukaryota, Viridiplantae, Streptophyta, Magnoliopsida, Cornales, Cornaceae.